CACCGCUUUACUCAUCAUCGUAGCCUUCCAGUGUUUUCCUUGGUCCCGUUGGAACUGCAUUGGAUUAGCUUUUCCGAUUCCCGUCUUACCCUUUUCCUUGGAACCUACUUGGAUAUGUGAGGGGUAUCUCCGGUCUCUUGCCAUCUCCCAACAUUCUGCGGAUCGGCGGAACGACCAAAACAGUGACUGGUCCCAUGCUUCCAAUGACAAUCGAGUAGAAAAUCGCGGGCUUCUCAAUCGCUGCCCAUCGUAGGUACCGCAGUGGUUGCGAAAAGAAUCGUGGAAGGGUCGACAUCGUGUCUAUGGACAUUAGGAUCAUUCCAAAGCUCGAAAAGCACUACACUCACUCAAUUGAUGAGGGCGAAUUCAAUGGUUGAAGCCUCGAUGUUAAGUCCAAAGCUCGGGCCGUAAAUAUCACGUGCAGCUCUGCGGAUCAACGGUUCUUCCGCUUCAGCUUGGCAUUGCAUACGUUUCCUAAAGCUCCAGGACGCGCAGCAUCCAGAUCCCAGCCAGAUUCAGAGUUGGAAUCCCAUAUUCAAAGAACGACAAUGAGGUGGACACUACCUGCGCUUUUCCUAGGGAUAGGCUCCCUGGUGGAGGCACUGAAUGCGAAAGGUGAUUACAGAACGUUGGUUGUGCUGGAGGAAUUGGCAGAGAAGUCCAAAUACUCGAAAUAUAUUGCCGAUUUAGAAGAUAGAGGAUUUUCACUCACAUUUGAAUCACCAAAGAACGAGAAGCUUGCCCUAUUCCACUUGGGAGAGAGGGCAUUUGACCAUGUCCUUAUUCUCCCCUCCAAGUCGAAGGGACUCGGACCAAAUCUUACUCCGAAACUUCUCCUCGAUUUCAUCAAUGGCGGCGGGAAUAUUAUGUUGACUUUGUCCUCCUCGGUACCGACACCAAGUUCCCUCGUAUCUCUCCUCCUCGAGCUCGACAUCCACCUCCCUACAGACCGCAAUGCUCUCGUAGUAGACCACUUCAACUACGAUACCCUUAGUGCUUCCGAGCAGCACGAUGUAAUCUUACUUCCCCGACCAGACGCCAUCCGACCAGAUGUCCAGAACUUCUUCAAGGGCGAUGGAAAGGGUGGAGAUGUCAUUGCGUUCCCAAGAGGUGUUGGACAAACUCUUGGAAACACUAGUCCACUUUUGACACCAAUCCUUCGAGCUCCCCGAUCUGCAUACUCAUACAACCCCAAGGAUGAUGUUGAGGGUGUGGAGGAUCCAUUUGCCGUUGGCCCACAAUUGUCCUUGAUCACAACUAUGCAGGCACGCAACUCUGCGCGCUUCACCGUGAUUGGAUCAGCAGAGAUGCUCGAGGACAAGUGGUUUGAUGCUAAGGUCAAGCGAAGUGUUGGAUUGGGCGGUGUUGGAACUGAUGCCAAGACCGUAUCAACAGUCAACCAGGAAUUCAUCAAGGAAGUUACUGGCUGGACUUUUGGAGAGAUUGGAGUUCUACAAGUCUUCAACGUCGAACACUACCUCAAUGAAAGUGGUGUCAGGAGCAAUGUUACCAACCCAAAGAUAUACAGAGUCAAGAAUGAUGUGACAUAUAACAUUGAGAUCCGAGAAUAUCUUUGGGACAGAUACCGACCGUUUGUUCCCCCGGCGGGCGAUUCUAUUCAGCUCGAAUUCUCCAUGCUCUCGCCAUUCCACCGACUUCCACUUCAAAAUGUCAAAUCUUCAUCUGGCUGGGGACAAUACACAGCAAGCUUUAAGCUUCCCGACCAACACGGAAUCUUCAAUUUCAAAGUCAACUACAAGCGACCAUUUUACACCAAUAUCGAAGAAAAGAACACGGUCACCGUACGCCACUUCGCUCACGAUGAAUGGCCAAGGAGUUGGGUUAUUAGUGGCGCAUGGCCUUGGAUUGCGGGUAUUGGAGUCACUGUCACUGGAUGGGUUGCAUUUGUUGCUCUAUGGUUAUGGAGCAAGCCCGUUCCUUUGAAGUUGACGACUAGUGGAAAGAAAGUCCAAUAGUUGGGGGGUCAGGAUGGUUUGGGGUCCUGUAUCUGUAUGAUUACAAAAUUAAAAGUGUAUAGGGCAUAGAUACAAUGUCA
Messenger RNA from Cadophora gregata, 2056 nucleotides. RefSeq names its product oligosaccharyl transferase glycoprotein complex, beta subunit (gene WBP1). Gene Ontology annotation, cellular component: oligosaccharyltransferase complex; endoplasmic reticulum membrane. Bases 549 to 1976 code for a protein of 475 amino acids. The transcript is spliced from 5 exons. The record is from RefSeq and is a predicted model, not a curated record. NCBI's taxonomy places the organism in Eukaryota, Fungi, Ascomycota, Leotiomycetes, Helotiales, Ploettnerulaceae.